ACUGUCAAAGACCCAGGACGACUGAGGGUCUACGAGGACUGGAUCUGGACCUGGAUCAGUACCAACACCAUGUCUGCCUCCACUGCAGCCACUUCUUCUGGAUUUGUCCCAACGCCAACUCCAAAGCCAGGCCUCCGGCUGGAGGCUGCUGACAUCACUGUGGUUGUCAUCUACUUUAUCUUUGUGAUGGCGGUUGGAAUCUGGUCAUCAUUGCGGGCCAAUAGGAACACAGUAGGAGGGUACUUCUUGGCUGGUCGUUCAAUGACAUGGUGGCCUAUUGGAGCCUCUCUCAUGUCCAGUAAUGUUGGCAGUGGGCUGUUUAUUGGUCUUGCUGGGACAGGAGCAGCUGGAGGCAUUGCUGUUGGAGGAUUUGAAUGGAAUGCAGCGUGGGUGCUGGUGGCUCUAGGCUGGAUCUUUAUCCCUGUUUACAUUUCUGCUGAUGUGGUGACUAUGCCUGAGUACCUGGCCAAACGGUUUGGAGGACAGAGGAUACGCAUAUACAUGUCGGUUCUGUCGCUAAUCCUUUACAUCUUCACUAAAAUAUCUACAGAUAUCUUUUCUGGAGCAUUGUUUAUCCAGGUAUCACUGGGGUGGGAUCUUUAUCUGUCCACUGGAAUCCUGCUGCUGGUCACCGCUGCGUACACCAUAGCAGGUGGUUUGGCAGCGGUCAUCUACACUGAUGCACUCCAGACACUGAUUAUGGUGGGAGGAGCCUUUUCACUGAUGUUCAUUGCAUUCUCUGAAAUUGGCUGGUAUGAUGGCCUUAUGGACCGUUACCCAUUAGCUGUUCCCUCAGUGACCAUUGUCAACACCACCUGCCAUCUACCACGUAGUGAUGCCUUCCACCUGUUCAGGGAUCCAGUGUCAGGGGACAUACCGUGGCCAGGACUUGUGUUUGGACUCACCGUACUGGCCACCUGGGUCUGGUGUACUGAUCAGGUCAUAGUCCAGCGGUCCCUGUCGGCCCAGUCUUUGUCUCAUGCUAAAGGGGGGAGUGUUCUGGGGGGAUACCUGAAGUUACUGCCCAUGUUCUUCAUCGUCAUGCCAGGCAUGAUCAGCCGAGCGCUGUUCCCAGAUGAGGUGGGCUGUGUGGACCCUUCUGUGUGCCUGGAGGUUUGUGGAGCCUCGGUGGGUUGUUCCAACAUUGCUUAUCCUAAGCUUGUGAUGGAACUAAUGCCCGUUGGUCUUCGUGGUCUGAUGCUGGCGGUCAUGUUAGCUGCUCUAAUGUCGUCUCUGACCUCCAUCUUUAACAGCAGUUCCACUCUAUUUACUUUGGAUCUGUACCACCGGGCAAGGCCCAGAGCCUCAGAGUGGGAACUGAUGGUUGUUGGAAGAGUGUUCGUUCUGCUCUUAGUGUGUAUCAGCUUAUUGUGGAUUCCAGUGAUCCAAACAGCCAAUAGUGGACAGUUAUUUGACUACAUCCAAUCAGUGACCAGCUUCCUGUCCCCGCCCAUUACUGCUGUAUUCCUAAUGGCUAUUUUCUGGCCACGGGCAAAUGAGCAGGGUGCAUUCUGGGGCCUGAUGUCUGGACUGGUGGUGGGUCUAAUCCGGAUGGUUCUUGAAUUCUCCUAUGUGUCUCCGUCCUGUGGUCAUCCGGACCUCCGUCCCUCUGUCCUGGCUGACGUCCACUACUUAUACUUUGCUCUCAUCCUGGGGACUCUCACCUGCCUGGUCAUCGUUGCUGUUAGCUUAGCCACAGCGCCAGUACCGAAGGAACAUCUCUAUCGACUGACCUGGUGGUCCAGACACAGCCUCAAACCUCGGACCGACCUCCCAGGACCCUGGACGACCCCUGAGCCAGUGACCCCUGAACCGGUUACCCCUGAGCCGGAGACCCCUGAGCCUAAGUCCUUCUGUCAGAGGUUUUCUCUGUGGUUGUGUGGUUUGUCAGGCCCGUCAUCUGCUGGUCCAGGAGAUGAAAGCAUUCAAGUGAUGUCCUUAGAGGAGGAGCCAGUGUGGAGGCGGGUCUGUAACGCUAACGCUCUGCUUCUACUGACCGUUAACGUGUUUCUGUGGGGAUACUUUGCCUGAUUUCACCAACCCUCUGCAGACUGUCAUCAUCAGUGUCAAACACGUCCUUUGUCUGUAACGCUUGGUCCAAAUCUGUCCUCGUACAUUAGACCAGAUUCAUCUGAGUUUGAGUUUUUAAUCUGAUGCUCCAGACAUCACCUCCAGUCACCCAUCACUCCGAUCCGCCUUUGGAUCCUGGGGUAUGUGUCCUUGAGUAAUGGUCCUUGAAAUG
Sphaeramia orbicularis (orbiculate cardinalfish) is the source of this 2242-nucleotide messenger RNA. RefSeq names its product solute carrier family 5 member 9 (gene slc5a9). Lineage: Eukaryota; Metazoa; Chordata; Actinopteri; Kurtiformes; Apogonidae. Bases 70 to 2031 code for a protein of 653 amino acids. The record is from RefSeq and is a predicted model, not a curated record. Gene Ontology annotation, cellular component: plasma membrane. Gene Ontology annotation, molecular function: D-glucose:sodium symporter activity. The transcript has 14 exons. Gene Ontology annotation, biological process: transmembrane transport.